AGGAAGACGAGCGGAUUCCAGGUUGGCGGCGGCCUCGGCUUCGCGUGGGGGAGGGGCGGCAGGUGUUUCUCAUCGGAUCUCGGAAUACCCAGGCCGCUUCCACCAUGGCCAGCCGGGGCCGGGGCCGAGGCCGCGGCCAGUUGACCUUCAACAUGGAGGCCGUGGGCAUUGGGAAGGGGGAUGCUCUGCCCCCACCCACCCUGCAGCCUUCACCACUCUUCCCGCCCCUGGAGUUCCGUCCUGUGCCUCUGCCCUCAGGAGAGGAAGGGGAGUAUGUCCUGGCGCUGAAGCAGGAGCUGCGAGGGGCCAUGAGGCAGCUCCCCUACUUCAUCCGGCCAGCGGUCCCCAAGAGAGAUGUGGAGCGCUACUCAGACAAAUAUCAGAUGUCGGGGCCGAUUGACAGUGCCAUCGACUGGAACCCUGAUUGGCGACGUCUACCCCGGGAGCUAAGGAUCCGAGUGCGGAAGCUACAGAAGGAGCGGACCACCAUUCUACUUCCCAAGAGACCCCCCAAGACCACAGAAGAUAAAGAGGAAACAAUACAGAAACUAGAGACUCUGGAGAAGAAGGAGGAAGAAGUAACUUCAGAGGAAGACGAGGAGAAAGAAGAAGAAGAGAAGGAAGAGGAAGAAGAGGAGGAGUACGAUGAAGAAGAACAUGAAGAGGAAACGGAUUACAUCAUGUCAUAUUUCGACAAUGGAGAGGACUUUGGGGUUGACAGUGAUGACAAUAUGGAUGAGGCUAUCUACUGAAUAGGGACCCUCAACAGCACCCUGGACCUUCGUACCUUUCUGAUGUAGGACACAGAGGCACUGUGCCUAUUACUUGGUUUUGUGGACAAGGAGAUCUUUCGCUCAGUGUCCAGAUAACCCAGUGGUUCUCAACCUGUGGGUCGCGACCCCUUUGGCGGUCCAACGACCCUUUCACAGGGGUCGCCUAAGACCAUCCUGCAUAUCAGAUAUUUACAUGACGAUUCAUCACAGUAGCAACAUUACAGUUAUGAAGUAGCAACGAAAAUAAUUUUAUGGUUGGGUCACAACAGGAGGAACUGUAUUUAAAGGGCCAGAAGGUUGAGAACCACUGAGAUAACCUAUUUGGUCUAUGGAGACGGAAAUGGAGAAUGGCGACAGACAGCUCUUUCCUACCCUUCCCCUGCCUCUGCCCUUGUGUCACUUCUGAGAUCUUGGCGAAAGGGCAGAGGGCCCAUGUCUGCUUGUAUGAAAGGGAGAAAGGAGGGUCGAAAGAAGAACUGAAACUGUUAGACCCGAGACAGCUGUACACACGCCCUUACCCACUUUUUAUAGUUCUUUGUGGGGAUGAUUGGGGGUGGGAGCAGUUAGGAGGAGUAAGGCCAGUUUUAUAUUUUUAAAUAAAAACUUUUUUUUUUUUAA
Molecule: messenger RNA, 1391 nt
Organism: Myotis lucifugus (little brown bat)
Lineage: Eukaryota; Metazoa; Chordata; Mammalia; Chiroptera; Vespertilionidae
Gene: POLR3GL
Product: RNA polymerase III subunit G like
Exons: 8
Coding region: 105-752 (215 amino acids)
Biological process (GO): transcription by RNA polymerase III
Cellular component (GO): RNA polymerase III complex
Source: RefSeq, a predicted model, not a curated record